Scleropages formosus (Asian bonytongue) is the source of this 4292-nucleotide messenger RNA. RefSeq names its product TAF4A RNA polymerase II, TATA box binding protein (TBP)-associated factor (gene taf4). The record is from RefSeq and is a predicted model, not a curated record. Gene Ontology annotation, biological process: DNA-templated transcription; transcription initiation at RNA polymerase II promoter. The transcript is spliced from 16 exons. Gene Ontology annotation, cellular component: transcription factor TFIID complex. Lineage: Eukaryota; Metazoa; Chordata; Actinopteri; Osteoglossiformes; Osteoglossidae. The coding region runs from base 16 to 2958 and encodes 980 amino acids. Gene Ontology annotation, molecular function: RNA polymerase II general transcription initiation factor activity; protein heterodimerization activity; DNA binding.
CACAGCGGAGUAAAGAUGGCGGCAGGCUCCGAUCUGCUGGACGAGGUUUUCUUCAACACAGAGGUGGACGAGAAAGUAGUGAGUGACCUCGUGGGGUCUCUGGAGUGCGAACUCGCGGGGCCAGGACACGCAAACGCCGGCGCGCGGCCUCAGGCCCUGGCCAACCAUGUCGGCGGCCCCACAGCGGGCGCGAAUGUCCGUGAGAGCAGAGCGGGUCUCGCGGCGCAGGAGGCAGCGGCGGCGGGGAAAGCAGGGACUCGCGCGCAGCCGCAGGGAGGUGUCAUCAACAGCACCAGGUCUCCAGCCUCAGCCGCCGUCGACUCCGGAGCCCCGGGGGUCCCUGCUUCUUCUGCACUCGCAGCCGCCCCCGACACCCCGGCUUCUUCGGCUUCUUCGGCUUCGGCGCCCGGACAGGGAGGAAAGCCCGGCGUGUCAGUCCGGGUGAAGACGCUGAACGGCGGAGGGGUGCCGAACUCGCACGGCUCGGGGAGCGCCGCGGAGCAGCGCGCGGCGGAGCAGCGCGCGGACAGCGCGGGACCCGCCGCCACACCUGUCAACAACGGCCCGGGAGCGGGCGCGACCCCCCAGGGCUCCGUCAUCCAGGCCUCCUUCGUGAGCGUGCAGAGCGCCGCCGCCCCUGCCCCCGCCGCGGCCUCGGCGCCGGGUUCGAGCGUCGGACCCACUGUGGCGCUCGCGAGGCCGCCCGUGCAUUUGGUGGCGGCGGCGGCUCCGGGCACGACGACACCCAACGGCAGCGGCGCGGUCGUCGCGUCCUGCGUCACGGGUGCGACCCCGCAGAUGGUGCAGACGGCGGCGCUGAGCAGCGGACAGUCGCCCAAGGGCGCCCCCCCGGCGGUCCCCCAGCCCGCGGCCCCGGCAGGGGUCUCCAAAAGCCCGGUGCUGCAGAGUUCCCCGAGGACUGCGACCCCCACGCCCGUAGCGGCGGUGGCUGCGGCGGCCCCCGCUGCGGGGAUCCGACCCAUCGCUCCCCAGGUGCUGGCCCCGAGGCUCCCCCAGGCGACCCAGAACCCGCCCAACAUCCAGAACAUCCAGCUGCCCCCAGGCAUGGUUCUGGUGCGCAGCGACAGUGGGCAGUUGCUGAUGAUCCACCAGCAGACGCUGGCCCAGAUGCAGGCGCAGUCGCAGUCGCAGAGCGCUAUGACCCCCCGGCCGGCCACGCCCACCAGCACCCCCCAGGUCCAGAUCGCCCCAGUCCAAGGUCCGGGCACCUCCAUCCUUACUAGGCAGAUGACCCCCACGACCAUCAUCAAGCAGACGUCGCCCGGCCAGGCCUCCGUGCCGGCCACUACCACGCUGCAGAGACCACCUGUCUUGCAGAACCCCAUUGUGAUUGGCGGCGCAGCCACAGCCACCUCCAUCGGCACCCCGGCGGCGGCGCAGCCGGGCGCAGCCCAGAGGGCGGUCGCAGCGACGCCUGGGGCUACCGUCACCACGACAACGGAGACCAUGGAGAAUGUGAAGAAGUGCAAGAACUUCCUGUCCACGCUCAUCAAGCUGGCCUCCAGUGGGAAGCAGUCCUCGGAAACUGCGGCCAACGUGAAGGACUUGGUGAAGAGCCUCUUGGAAGGAAAGAUCGAAGCGGAAGAUUUCACGAGCAGAUUAUACCGGGAGCUCAACUCGUCACCUCAGCCAUACCUUGUGCCUUUCUUGAAGAGGAGCCUCCCCGCCCUCCGGGCGAUGACUCCCGACUCGGCGGCCUUCAUCCAGCAGAGCCAAGCGCAGCAGCCGAGCGGCACGGCGAGCGGCACCACCCUCACCACCGUCGUGCUGGGCAGCUCUGUGCAAAGGCCCCCCGCCCCCUCGACGGCCUCCGCCAGCGUCGUCAGCGCUGCCGGCACCUUCCAGCAGCCCGUCAUCAGCCUGCCCCAAACGGGACACGCCAAGCCGGGCCAGACCGCGCCACUGGUGCUGCACCAAUCCCAGCAGCAAGGGGCCGUGGUACGACCGCCCCAGGUGACGCUGACCCAGACCCCUAUGGUGACCCUCCGGCCGCCGCACAGUCGCAUCGUGCUGGGUCAGCCGCAGGUGCAGGUGAAGCCGCUUCAAACAGUGCCCUUAGUGAAGCAAAGUGCCCUAGCGGGGGCGAAGGUGCCGGCGCCCCCAGUGGCCACGCUGUCUGCCGCCCAGAAGAACAAGCCAAAGGAUGCGGGGGGCGGCACCUUUCGGGAUGACGACGACAUCAACGACGUGGCGUCCAUGGCCGGCGUGAACCUGUCGGAGGAGAGCGCCCGCAUCCUGGCCACCAACUCGGAGCUGGUCGGCGCUGUGACGCGCUCCUGCAAGGAUGAGGCCUUCCUGUAUACAGCGACGCUGCACCGCAGGCUCCUCGAAAUAGGUAAGAAGUAUGGCAUCGUGGAGCUGGGACCUGAGGUGGUGAACUUGGUGUCCCACGCUACACAACAGAGGCUGCAGGACCUGCUGGAGAAGGUGUCCCAGGUUGCCCAGCAGAAGAACAUCUCCUUCAAGGACGACAGCCGGCACGAGCAGAUCAGCGAUGUUCGUGCACAACUCAAGUUCUUCGAGCAGCUGGACCACAUGGAGAAGCAGAAGAAGGAGGAGCAGGAGAGGGAGAUUCUCCUGAAGGCGGCAAAGUCUCGAUCGCGGCAGGAAGACCCAGAGCAGCUGCGGCUGAAGCAGAAGGCCAAGGAGAUGCAACAACAGGAACUGGCUCAGAUGAGGCAGCGGGAUGCGAACCUGACAGCGCUGGCUGCCAUCGGACCCAGGAAGAAGCGGAAGCUGGACUGGCCUGGGGGUGGGGCUGGAGCGGAGGGCUCGGGUUCUAGCCCCUCUCUGUCGGGCGGCUCUGGUGCGGCAGCCUCCAGACAGUUCACCCGUCAGCGUAUCACCCGUGUCAACCUCAGGGACCUGCUCUUCUGCCUGGAGAACGAGAAGGGCACCAGCCACUCGCACCUGCUCUAUCGCGCCUUUCUCAAGUAGCGCCCCCUCAUGGACACAAUGGCUGGCAGCUUUCAGCAACCGUUGGAUUUCCUCCCCCCUUUUUAAUUCCCUGUUUUAGCAAAUAUAAAUAUAUAAAUAUAUAUAUAUAAAAAAAAUUAUACAUUUUAAAGAGAACGCCUUUUUGUAACAUGCAAAUGAACAAAUGUACAAAGGAAGUCAUAACGUCGAUCCAUUUUCUAUUUCCGUUUAUACAAAAAGCUGUUUAAGAACUCAGAUUUCUAUGAGACAUAAUUGUUACAAUAAUUAUUUUGUUACUGUUAUUAGGGCCUGUGGAUUCUUUCAUUGGAACCAGACUUUUGCUCAUCAUUUACUGAGUUGCCUUCUUGCCAAAAAUAAGCCAUAUAUUUGUAUUUUCAAAGGCAAAGCAAUUAAUCAUGCGGUUACCGGGACAGUUGGAGUUGCUGGUGACACCUGUCUCCUCCUUGCUGGUUGAUUUUGACUGUAGGAUAAUUUAAACUACCUUUUUAUUUAAUUUUAAAAGUUAGGAGUAACUUAUUUAUACGUCGGUUUGUUCUCUUUUGUUGAGUUGGCACAUCUCAGUAGCGACCGGCUGCCGGCUGGAGAAGGAGUCUAUUGUUUCCAAAUAUUUUGAGAAGAGCAGGAAACUGGGAUGAAGAAAUAACUUUAGACAAGAGCAUUUGGUACAUUUCCUACUAAGAUUUAUGUAAUUAAUGCUUUAUUUUAAUGACACAAAAUGUACUUUUGAUUGCACUGUUGGUUGGUUUUGUACUCGACUAGGAUCGGAAGGAAGGAAAAAAAAAAAAAAAAACUUUUGGAAUCGGAAAGGAAAGGAGGGUUUCUGCGGAACGGCCGAGACCAAGCCGGCGUUCUCGGUGUUCGGAAGCUAUCGCCAGUCUCCACGUAUGACCUCAUACACAGGACAUACACACCUGGUGAAAACUGUACUACUUUUGCUGAUAAAGGUCUGCAUUCAAUGACAGGCCUGCUCCUUGUCACAUGGUCAUCUGGACAUAAAUCCCCAACUUUCUACUUAUUUUUCUAUUAAAUAUACUAAUUGGCUCUAUUUUUUUGCAAGCAUUGUAUUAUUUGACAGUAAUAUUGUACAUAUUUUGUUUGCCCUUUAUAACACGCAACUAUGCUGUUUCUCCAUUGAAUGGACUUGUUUGCUAUGUAAACCCUGUAAAUUACUCCUGAAAAAUCAGUAUUUUGUACCAGCGCUUAAUAAUUGUUCCUUAUUUUACAGAAAAUCAAACCCCAAUGUCCAGAUGUUCCCCUUUUUCUUGAACAUUUUGCACAGUCACUUGUUUAUAUGUAAAUAUUUUACCUAAAAAAAAAAAAAUUUUUAAUUGCUA